GGGGUUGGUGGUGUUGCAUCCUGUGGUCUAGCAUCACUGUGUGUGACUGACGCUGUUGAUUCAUCAUCAAACAACCUCAUGAGCCACUGGAAUAUAUAAGCUCAUGCACACCUGCUCCACAUUAACGACUUCAGACCUCCACCAACUAACCUCAGUGUGUUACCAAAGUUCAAGUCCGCGCAGUGCCUUGACCGUCCAUACCAUGCUGCCUGGGAGAGAGGCUGUGCGGCAGUGCGUCCUGACGAGCCGCUGGCUGCCUGCGGCUCUGGCGCUCUUCCUCUUCCUCUCCUCCACCGUCAGCUACGCUCACAGCACCACUGUGGAGCACGACUUCCACGUCGUCCACAAUGUUGACAACAGAAGUCCAGAGAUAGACCCGUUCUGGUACGUGGGGCGCGGGGUGAGACCCAUCGGGCGCUUCGGGAAGAGGCGGGCGGCGCUUGGCAGCGGGGGGUUGCAGCCCGUCCUCACCACUCUGGAGCUGCUGCUCAGCAGCCUCAGAAACAAGGAGAACCUCGGGAAACAGCUGGAUGGGGAGGACAGAGAUUGGUUACCAUGACGGCAUGCCCUCCUCCCCCCAUGCACCAAACUCUUGAGUCUGUGGAAGAAGUGUCUUUAUUUUUUUAGAUUUUCUUUUGCUCUGACUCUUAAUUGCAUUCUGUAUCUCUCUCUGGUGUCUGUUAUGAAGCCUUUGUUGACGGGAUCCCUGACUGAAAUUGCUGAGCAAAUGUACAGUUACCUCUAAUCUGUAUAAAAUGCAUUCUAUAUUGAUUAAUAAAUACAGAUGUUGUGAUUACA
Molecule: messenger RNA, 798 nt
Organism: Myripristis murdjan (pinecone soldierfish)
Lineage: Eukaryota; Metazoa; Chordata; Actinopteri; Holocentriformes; Holocentridae
Gene: prlh2
Product: prolactin releasing hormone 2
Exons: 3
Coding region: 104-559 (151 amino acids)
Molecular function (GO): hormone activity
Source: RefSeq, a predicted model, not a curated record